Messenger RNA from Strongylocentrotus purpuratus (purple sea urchin), 907 nucleotides. RefSeq names its product armadillo-like helical domain-containing protein 2. The coding region runs from base 1 to 720 and encodes 239 amino acids. The record is from RefSeq and is a predicted model, not a curated record. Lineage: Eukaryota; Metazoa; Echinodermata; Echinoidea; Camarodonta; Strongylocentrotidae. The transcript has 3 exons.
AUGUUCAAAUCGGUCCGUCGAGCCGUGGCGCAGGGGGUGGAGAAGACCUGGAACACGUUUGCUUCCCAUGGAGAGGGGCGAGGUGAUAGCCAAUGGGAGAAUGAGACCAACCGAUACAAGAAAGAGAUUCUUGUAGCUAGCAAGGAUCUUGGCGUCGGAACAGACCCCGAUGUCAUGGCUGAUGCUAUCCGGAGGAUAGGACAUCUAGCUUGGGCAGGCGGCCCUGAUGCCGCCAAGUGCGCCGCCUCCUUCCUCGGUGUCCUGCUCGGCUACGUCUCCGACCGUGAGACCAGCAUGGCGGUUCGUACACAGAUCGUGCGAUCCCUCAGCGAGAUCUACCGAGGUCAUCGCGACCACGGAGAACUGUUCCGAACCAUGGGGGUUGUACCUCUCCUGGCCGACCUCCUGAAGAUGUACGACGACUCAGUGUUGCUCCGGUGGUGCUGCUACACCCUCUAUACGAUAUGUGCGGGAUCCUUGAUGAACGUCGCCUUGGUAGAGGCACAUAAUUUGAAGGAAAACUUGACCGUGCUUGCGAGAUCGUCUUGGAAGGGAUGGCCAAAGAACUACGCCCAGGUGAUGAUGCUGAUGGUAGGAUAUGCCAAGGAGGAAGACUUUGAUGAGAAAGAGGAGGGAGAUGAGAAAGCGAAUGAUUAUCCUUUGGCCCUAAAGGACAUCUUGAAAGGCAAGGGAGCGGCAGAGACAAGCGUCAUAAAAUAGAAAUUUGCUCUUUGAACAAAGAUGUUAUCCUAGAUGGCUUGUGUAGAAGUUUUAUGUUAUUAGAUUUAGUUCCUUUUUUUCUCCUGCUCGUACUGCCAUCUCUACCAUUGUUACAAUCUUUGUAACCAUCACGUCACCAUUAUUACAACCAUCAUCAGUUCACUAGCAUCAUCAUCCUGAGUUCCAG